Paramecium primaurelia is the source of this 5308-nucleotide messenger RNA. The record is from the annotation of a GenBank genome assembly. Lineage: Eukaryota; Ciliophora; Oligohymenophorea; Peniculida; Parameciidae.
AUGAGAAAUUUAAACACUGAAAAAUUUUUUAAAGAAAUUUACUUUUUGAUGCAUCCUUUGGUUUCUUAAGAGUCCAUGAAAGGGCUUAUGAUUAUUUUUACCAUAUUGAACAAAGCAUAAGAAUUGGACAUCAUAAAUAACAUAAAUUAAGAAUCCCACUCUGAAAUGAAGUAUUAAAUUAUUUGAAUAUUAGGAUACUAAGUUAACUAGCAUAAUAUAGUUUUGUAAUUAAUGCUGUUACUAAUGAUCAAUUAAUUUUAAUAAUUAUUGGAUUUUUUGCUUUGCAUAUUAUCCUAAUCAUCAUAUUCAUAUAUUUCAGGAUAACAAAGUCUAUUUCAGUAAUCAUACACACUAUUUUACACUAUUUCUUAUUACAUUAUACUCUAAUAUUUUAUAUUCCUAUAACCUAUUCAUCAUUUUAUUUUAUUUCUUAAGAAUAAACAUGUACAUCAAGUUAAUUUUGUAAUACUACCACUUAAAUUGUAUUAAUUAUAAUAUGCAUUAUAAACUUAAUAAUAUCAUUAUUAAUCAAUUCUCUACACAUAUAUUUUGGAAGAGCAGAUUCAUUAAUGGGUGAUAAUCAUAUUUUAAUGUUAAAUUACUCUUUUAUAAGCAAUCUUGUAAUUUAAAUUUGCCUUUUCACAAGUAUAGUACUAAAAAGUAUUGAUAUUUUAUAAGAACUAAGAUUUGCUUUAAUUUUAAUUAAAUAUAUAUUAACAUUGAUGCAAACUUUAAAUAAGAUUAAUGCAAAAUAUUCUGUACUAAUUGAUCUUAUAUCAAUUACAUCAUCAAUUUCACUUUUAAUUAAAUUAUCAGUAUUUGAAUACCUAAUAGUUCUGUCUUUAAUAUGGGCAGUCUUUUUUUAAUCUGUAGACAUAAUUGAAAAUUACUAUGUUACAUUAAAAGAUCAAGGCAAUUUAAUCACAUUAUAAGUAAAUUUUAAUUUAAUCUAAGAAAAUAGAAGAAGCAAAUAAAUUAGAAACAAAAAUAUAAUCUAAAAUAAUUCUAAAAAUAAUUGAAAAAAUUCAUAAUUGUAAAAAAUGUCAAUAUUCAUCUUAAUUUGUUGAAUGUAUAUUUAGAAGAAUGGCUAAUAAAGAAAAAUAGAUGAAUAAUCAUAUUGUUUCUUUGUUUUGUGAUUAUGUAAGUAAUCAUGCUCCAUUAAAAGCAUUAAUCAGACUUUUAUUAUUAAAUCCUAAUGAUUUAUAUUAUAGAUGUUGGUAACAUAAUUUAGCUGAAGAACUUAAUAAAAGAAGUAAAUAAUUUUAAAAAGAUGCUUAAAAUAAAACAUCUAUUAAAAAUACAAAUGAACAUUAAAAUUCUUUAGAUGUUUAAACUGUUUAUAAUACAUCUCAUUCAGCAUAAGCUUUAUUUCCAUGUUUAAUUGAUACAAUAUAAUCAAAAAUCAAUUUUUGGAAUAAAUUAAUAAAUGGAUAUUAACAUAUUGAUUAAUGUUUAUAGGAGUCAUUAAAAACUGCUAAAAAAAUGUUAAGAUGUAGAAAAGAAGUAGAAAAUAGAUUUGAUUUGAUUUAUAAUAAAUUAAAAAAUUAAUAAGGGACUGAUAUUAUAAGUUUAAGAAUAAUUUAAAUAUAUUAUUGUGGAAUCUACACUAAUUAAUUUUAAGCUUUUUAAAUAGAGAAAACAAUAGAUGAACUAUUAAAGAGUGAAAGAUUUAAGUAAGAUGAAUCAUUAGAUAAUAUUUAACUUGUUUAAGGUAAAUAUAUCUUAUAUUUUUAUAGAUAGAUUGAUUAUUUUGAAAUCUAGUUUUGUAUCUAAAAGAGGUGAAUUAAUAGAUGUGAAUUAUAAAUAAUUAGCUAAAUUUUUAAAUGAAACAGAAGAAGGUUGUAAAUUGAUAAAACAUUGUUCAUAAUUAAUGCCUAGUUAUUUAUCAACUAUUCAUGAAUAAUUAAUGGAUAAUUAUAUGUAAAAUGGUUAUUCUAAAUUAAUGAUUCAUGGAGAAUCAUCUUUCUUUUAAAAUCCAGCUGGUUAUAUAGAACCUUGUAGUAUAAAUUUAUUCAAUUUUUAUGAUGGUAAAGAUGAUUUCAUAUUAAAUAUGAUCUUAACUAAAGAAUAAUGUUAAAGUGAGACAAUUCUUUUUGGCAUAGAUGGUAAAAUAUUAGGAAUUACUUAACAAUUUUUUAAUGAAGCCAUUAAAUCCAAUACUUAAUACUCUAAAACAUUAACUACAUAAGCUGGUAGGACUUAAGACAGUACAAAUUUAACUACAAAUAUUAAAGAUUUUUUAGCUAAAUAACCUUUGAUUUAAUUUUAUAUACCAAAUAUAUAAAAUUAAGUUGAAGAAUUGAGAAAUUAAAUAUGUUAAUCUUCUAAUUAUUUGAUGAACAAUUAGAAAUCUACUUGGAUGUUUCCUAUUAAUCAUACUGAAUGUUUAUAAUAAAUGUAGUUAAUAUUAUCUCAAUUUAAAAAAAAAAGUUAAGGUACUUAGAAACCUAAUUAAAACUUUUAAUCUUAUAAGUCUCAAACUUAUUCGAAAUAUUCAAAUUAUACUAAUAAUACUUAAUAAGAUUAAUAUGAUAAGAGUGAAAUUGCAAAAGACAUUUUAGAUCAAAUUAAUAUAGAUAACAUUCCUAUCAUUCUAUUACAUCCAGAAUUAUCAAGUUCUUUAAAAGAAUUAAUUACUUUUGAAGAUAUUUCAAAAUAAUCAGUUUAAUUGGGCAUAUUUUAUAGUUUAUAAUUCAAAAUAUUAAAAUAUAAAUAAGGUAGUAUUGGAUAUUUUAUGCUUACUAUUAAAGAAAAUAAACUCUAUUAUUCAUAAUAAUAAAUGGGUCAGUUUUCAAGUCAUAUAUAAACUCCUUAAACAGUCAGAUCUUCUAAUUAAGAAUCUAAUGAAAUUGAAACUAUAUAAAAUUCUAUGAAAAUUGAAUUCACUUCAGAAAAUAUGAAUUAAUAAGAAGAAAUAAUUUAAGAAAUUAGAUUAAUGAAUAAUAUUAUGCAUAAUAAUAAAGAUAGUUCUUUAGUUGAUUAAAGUGGUAAUAAUUUAAGUUUAGAUUAAACAAAUAUAAAAUUAUAAAUUUAACUUAAAAACUCAGAGAGAUCUAAUCUUUACGAUACAGGAAGAGUUCUUAAAUAAUCUUAACCUCUAUUUGCUAGACCAUAAUAAUAAGAAUUCAAAAUUGAAGACAUUUCAUAAAUUGAAUAAGAUAUGCAAGUAAUUUUCUUAUUUAUUUUAGAAUAUCCAAUAAUUAUAAUAAGAUUUUGAUGAAAAUGAAUAAGAUAUAGCUAAUUAAAGAUAAGAAUCAGUUAGCUAAAGUGUUAAAAAAAGAUCAAAUAUUCUUGAUAAGAUAAAAUUGACUUAAUAGAAUAAAGAUAAUCCUGGUGAUUUUGCUUCUAAUCCAUCUAGAACUUCAACAAAUUCUACAUCAAAAGAAUCAAUAUUAAUAGUUCAAUAAUUGUAUUUUAAUAGAGAUUUAAUUACUCCAUUAAAAAAAAUAUCUAUAAUUUUAGGGUUAAUUUUAAUUGGAAUGUUGACAUGUGAAAUUUUGAAUGUUUUUUUAAUUAAAGAUAAUUUACAGUAAUAAACUCAAUAAGUAAUUAAUUUAGUUAAACCUCAAAAUAUUAUUUAUUAUUAUACAUCUGUAUUUUAUUAAUAUUGGGGAACAGAAUUACAUACAUUAGGUAUCCUUAAAUUAUCUGAAUUUUAAUAUUAAAGGAAUCUAUAAACUUUAGAUGAUAUGCUUCAAUAUGGAAGAUCAUAUCUUCAAUCAUUUGGAAUUGAUGUUCCAUUAACUGCUGCAAAUCUUGGUGUUUCUACAUUUGAACUAAAAUAAGUCAAAUUAGGAAAAGUAGAAAAAGAAAUCUAUUAACUAUAAAAUUUUUAUUCUUUACUUUAUGAAACAAUGUAUAAUAUGUAUAUCAACAAUAAAAAUAUAGAUAAUCCAUCAUAUGAUGAAUUAUUUACUCAAGGGAUUGUAAGAUAAAAUUUUUUAGAAUUAAUAGAUUUACAUAACAAAUUAAUUAUAAAAAUUUCUGAAGAUACAAUUUAUCAAUAAAGUCUAGUAAAAAGUUAAUUUUUAGUAAUUAUGCUAAUGGAAUUAUUUUCAAUUUUAUUUUUUGUUGGAUUCCAACUUAGAUAUUGGUUAUUUUUAGAUCAUAUCACUAAAUCAAUAAUAUUUUUAGUGUCUAGAUUAAAUGAGAAUUAAGCUUUAAAUUAAUUAAAUAAAUUAGUAUAAAUUAAAGAACAUUUAGAAGAUUAAGCUUCAAAUGUAUGGAAAUUAUUCAAUUUUGGAGAUAUUGUAUUUGAAUCUUCAGAAAAGAAGUAUAAAAAAAUAAUUCUUAAAUAAUAAGAUCAAACUUCAAAUAAUUAUAAAUCAACAAGUGCAUUAUAUUCAAGAAUAUAAAGAACAUAUUAUUUAAAUAGAAUUAAUGUUAUUUUAACAUUUUUGAUUACAAUUUUAUGGACUGCAUUUCUUUUAACUGGUUAUUUGAUACACAUGUAGAAAAAUGAAAAUUUCUAACCAUCUUUAACAGCUACAUUAAAAUAUGGUUAAUUUAGAUUGAAUAUGGAUUCAGUAGGAUUUAUUGGAGGAAUUGUUAAAACAGAAUAAUUAAUUCCUAAUAAUAAUUUAAAUUUCAUUAAUCAAACAUUUGCAAUUUCAUUAUUAGUUGAAUAUAAGGAAAAUCUAUCUCCAUUAAUAAAUGAAGUUGCUUAAGUAAUUUUAGAAAAUGCUAAUGCUAAUAAUAAAUAAAGUAGAUUUGACAAUAUUUUAAAUUUUGAUAUAUGUGAGUUUACUGAUUGGGAAAUAAUGAAAGCAUGCGAUUUGUCUCGAUAAAAUCUUCCUUAUUUUAGGUAUAAUUCUUUAUAUCAUAUAGUAAAGAUGCAAUUAAUGAUAUUGUAAAAAAUGGAGUAUUAGGUUAUACUGCUACAUUAGUUAAAUAUCUAAACUCAGAUUUUGAUUAUGAAAUCAAUAAUUUAAAAUAUGAUACUGAUGAAAAUAACUUAAUUGCUAUUUAAUAAAAACCCUUUGAAAAUUUCUUCUUGUCUUAUUAUUGUGAUAUAUAAAAUACAAUGUUAGAUUUUUUGAAUCUAUUUUAAUUAGACAACUCUGAAAUUGCUGGAGAUAUUAAUAAUAUUGUAUAAAUAUUUUAUUUAGGUGUUGGGAUAUGGUAAUAUAUAAUAUAUUAUAUAUUUAGUUUGUUUUUAUUUGUUUUGAUUUUGAGUUUACUUUGGGUUUACAAGUAUUAAAUGAAGAUAUCUUGUCUUCGUUAAAUUUUGGUCUUGAUUCCUUCUGAUCUAAUCUUGACUGCAAACAUAAGAAGUUAAGCUAAAGAAAUUCAUAAUUGGUUAUAUUGA